AUGUCUGCCAAGUUUCUGCUGAUCCUCGCCAUCGCCGCCACGGCCGCGGCCGCGCCCCAGCACGGCAAUGGCUACGGCCAUCAGCAGGACUACCACGAGAAGCGGCCGUACGCCUACGACUACGCCGUGCACGACCCGCACUACGGCGCCCAGUUCUCCAAGACGGAGCAUAGCAACGGCGACAACGUGGAGGGCCAGUACAGCGUCGUGCUGCCCGACGGCCGCACUCAGCAUGUCAAAUACUACGCCGACCACUACGGCGGCUACAACCACGGCAAUGGCUACGGCCAUCAGCAGGACUACCACGAGAAGCGGCCUUCUCCAAGACGGAGCAUAGGCAACGGCGACAACGUGGAGGGCCAGUACAGCGUCGUGCUGCCCGACGGCCGCACCCAGCAUGUCAAGUACUACGCCGACCGCUACGGCGGCUACAACGCUGACUUUCUGCUGAUCCUCGCCAUCGCCGCCACGGCCGCGGCCGCGCCCCAGCACGGCAAUGGCUACGGCCAUCAGCAGGACUACCACGAGAAGCGGCCGUAA
Molecule: messenger RNA, 540 nt
Organism: Pollicipes pollicipes
Lineage: Eukaryota; Metazoa; Arthropoda; Thecostraca; Pollicipedomorpha; Pollicipedidae
Product: cuticle protein 7-like
Exons: 6
Coding region: 1-540 (179 amino acids)
Cellular component (GO): extracellular matrix
Source: RefSeq, a predicted model, not a curated record